Messenger RNA from Diaporthe citri, 801 nucleotides. RefSeq lists its product as uncharacterized. NCBI's taxonomy places the organism in Eukaryota, Fungi, Ascomycota, Sordariomycetes, Diaporthales, Diaporthaceae. The transcript has a single exon. Bases 1 to 801 code for a protein of 266 amino acids. The record is from RefSeq and is a predicted model, not a curated record.
AUGCGAGAUGAUUUCCGAGUCGUGCACAAGCUUGAUGCUGCGACAGCAGCCGCGUUCGCUCAAGGCCUACAGAGGGCAGGUCAACCUGGCUCCGCCGAUCCGCAAGGAGCACGUCCGGGUGCCUCCCAACACCCGCAAAUGUCAUUUCAAGCUGUCCAUCAGUUAUCAUACGAAGCACGUCAGCCAGGCCCCGGCGCCUCAUACAGAGGAUCACAGCCGGGUCAGUACCAGCAAUACGAAGCCCCUCAGCCGGGCCCCAGCGUCCCAGUCGGCAGAUCGCAUGUCGGUCGCGGCGGCCAGUAUGAAGCCCCUCGACCGGGCUUCGGGGACCCGUACCCGAACACACCGGGCACAAACCAACAACUGCCGCCAGUUGCAUCUGCUAACCCGCGGCCGGGAAACCAGCUCCCGCCGAUCGCGCCCGUAGCCCAGGCACCUACAAACCAAAGGCCGCCGCCGAUAGAGCCUCCGUACCAGAUGCCGGGCCAGAAUUACAACAGCGCGGCCUCGCAAGCGAUGACGCCGGACGUGCAGCAACCAAUGACUUGGUAUCGGACUGGCCGCAGCGGCCCGAACAGCCAAGCUCCGCAGCGUGGUGAUGUUUCCGAACAGGAAACGUUUGACCGACGGUAUGUGUUUACCACUCAGGAGAGAGAGUGGUUACUUGAUGAGGGAAUAUACUUGGAGCCUGGACAUCAAGCAUCGCGUGAAUUCUACGCGAGAUUCAAACAAGCGUUUAGCGGCCACAGAGUACCAAGCAGGAGGCGAGUGAUGGACGAAUUCAACCGGAUGCGAAUGUAG